AUGGCCUCCCUCACGGAAUUAUCUUCGCAUGAGCGGACUCGAGUCGAAGAUUAUUUAAAUGAUAAGAUUCAGGUUUCUGCCGAUCUGGAGAGUUUAGAUUCGCUGCUAUCUAGUCUACGCGCGCAACAGGAGCUUCAGCGGAAGCAGCUAGCGGAAGCCAGCGAAGCACUCUCAAAUGCGACAAAAGCCUCUAAUGACCAUGCCGAAGCCACUCGAAAGCAAGCCGAGGCGUUCACCGCGGAGCAAGCGGACAUCGACCGACGUUUAAUGGCCAUCACACAAUCCGAAACCAGUGAUGAGGCAGUACGGAGUCUGGAAAAGAGCAUGGAGAAGCUCCAACGGCUAAGAUUAUCCAAGGGAUAUGUGGAGUUGCUCAAGGAAGCCGAGGAAUUGAGCAAGCAAGCUUUGGAAGACAUUAAAUCCGAACCACGAGCCGCUUUGAAGCCGUAUUCCCGACUACGAACCAUCGUCGGACUACUGAAGGAUGCCCAGCCUGCUGCCGAAGGAGCGGCCCCCCAUCUUGUCGACUACACAGACAAACUAGCAUCUGCAUUGAGACAACAGAUGAAGAAAUACUUUGGUGACCGGCUACAGAAAACGUUGGAAGAUUUGAAAUGGCCGACAAGAGAACUGAAUGUCACCGACCAGCUCCUGACCCGGUGGAGGCAAGAUGUUGAACUGUUGAUCGACCUACAAUUACCUGAACUACAAAGCCGGGAUACACUAGCUUCCGGACUGAGCUUCGAGCCACCAGUCCUAUUCCCAUUAGAGGUUAUGGUGCAUCAUCUCGAUCUCCGGUUCAAAUAUCACUUUAGUGGAGACAAGCCAACAAACCGACUGGAUAAGCCGGAAUAUUUCCUCUCGCACAUAAUGGACCUUGUCAACCAAUACGGCGGGUUUUUUGUCUCUUACUUGCAGCCCAUCUUUGAUGAAAGGGCCGAAGCAGUCGGUCCAAGUCUGGAAUGGAACUUUUACAAUGCAUCACAUAGUUACAUUACUGCAUUGCUUCCUAUGCUGAGAGAGAAGAUCAGCCUGUUCCUCCCUCAAAUCUCAAACUACCCCCAAUUGCUCAGCCAAUUCAUUCAUGAACUGAUGAAAUUCGAUAACGAGAUGCGAGAAACAUGGAACUAUACGCCAGAUCCAUAUGCGGACGACAAUUGGAAGGGCAUAACCUGGGAAGUGUUGACCAAACAGGGCUGGUAUGAUCGAUGGCUUCAGGUUGAGAAGGACUUUGCGUUGGCGCGAUACAGAGAUAUCAUCGACACCGCGGACAGUGGAGAGAUCGACUACGAUGGCAUGGAACUCACUGCAACGAAACCAACAAAGGCUGCAAUCCGCGUGAAUGACCUUCUCGAAACUAUAACCGAUCGCUACCAGCCACUGUCCUCUUUUAGUCAGAAGCUGCGGUUUCUCAUUGACAUUCAAAUCACGAUUUUCGACCAGUUUUAUGAGCGCCUCUAUUCUGCACUAGAGGCAUACCUCGCGAUGACGUCAACGCUUGGACGCACUGUGCAGGGCGCCGAUGGGCAAGCUAGCGUCGAGGGUGUCGCCGGACUGGAGCGGCUUUGUAGGGUUUUCGGAAGUGCCGAAUACCUCGAGAAGAAGAUGGAGGAUUGGAGUAACGAUGUGUUCUUCGUUGAGCUCUGGUCCGAGCUCCAAGAUCGGGUUCAACAAAACCGAGACAACGGUCGCAGCGUAGCUGGUACUAUGUCUGUCGCAGAGGUAGCGUCGCGUACAUCACCCGCAGUGGCCAAUAACAACAACGGCGGCCACACCGCGACCUCAUCCGAUGGUGCUCUCUUCGAUGAGACGGCAUCCGCCUACCGUCGUCUCCGACUUCGCUCGGAAACUAUCAUCACAUCCACCUUGUCCUCCAAUAUCCUCGCGGCUCUGAAGCCCUACUCUCGUGUAUCUACCGACAGCAUCUCCCUCCCACCCACUUCCGAUCUCGCCCCUGCAAUGCGUGUCUUGUCCGCGCAACUCUCCUUCCUCUCUCGGGCGCUGGGAACUGCACCUCUACGACGAGUCUCGCGCCAGCUCCUGUUAUCUAUCCAGAGCUAUAUCUGGGACAGCGUCCUGACCAAACAUACCUUUUCCGAGACUGGAGCGACCCAGCUUGCAAGCGAUGUCGACUAUCUCUGUCACGUUGUGGAUUCUGCGCUCGGUGCAUCUAGUCAGGUGGAGAUCUCAUUGCGAACCAUCAAAAAGCUCAACGAGGGACUGCGUAUACUUUGCUUGAGUACAGCUAAGCAAGAGGGGGACGUCUCUACAAAGGAAGACGUGCCUUUAAGGCUAUGGGAUGUGGAAAAGAGGUUGUUCAGGGACAAUGAGAGUGCACGGGCUGUGCUUGCUGAAUUAGAGAUUGACUCUCUAUCGGAAGCUGAGGCUCGGUCCGUGUUGGAACGAAGGGUCGAGAUUGGCAAUUGA
This is a messenger RNA of Penicillium psychrosexuale, 2427 nucleotides long. RefSeq names its product RINT-1 family protein. NCBI's taxonomy places the organism in Eukaryota, Fungi, Ascomycota, Eurotiomycetes, Eurotiales, Aspergillaceae. Bases 1 to 2427 code for a protein of 808 amino acids. Gene Ontology annotation, cellular component: Dsl1/NZR complex. The record is from RefSeq and is a predicted model, not a curated record. Gene Ontology annotation, biological process: endoplasmic reticulum to Golgi vesicle-mediated transport; regulation of ER to Golgi vesicle-mediated transport; retrograde vesicle-mediated transport, Golgi to endoplasmic reticulum. The transcript has 6 exons.